AUGGCUACCGUAUAUCACUUUCUGCAAGGCAAAGAUGAUUUUCUUGCGGAGUUGCAGGAGCGAACUGACUUUGCAGAGAACGUUCGGUACAAAAGGUUUAAAGCUGCGAUGGUGUUUAUAACUUUAAGUCGUAAAUACCUUAUUAAAAAACAUAUUGCAUUACUAUCAAGAAACGCCACAAUAAUACAGUGUGCAUUCAGAAAUUAUAGGGCAAGGAAAGCAUACCGCGCAGCACUGAGAAGAGCAGUUCGAAAUAAACAUGACAAACAUUACGCUAGAGCUGCUACAAUAAUUCAGGCCCUGUGGCGUGGACAUUAUUCAAGAAGAACCAAGUUCUGCUACCGUACAUAUCGACGUUGGUUGUUUACUGUGACAGAAAGAGGGGAAAGACGCGCGGCAGAAGCAGCUGAGUUUGGUAUUAGAAGUCGUGCUGAUGAUUUGAGAAUUUUAGAAGAAGAAGCUCGCCAAUGGCUAGCAUUUGUUGUUUUCAAAUUACAUCAUUUACUCAGAACCUACGUUUGCGCUGGAGUGUACUCGGAACCGGCCACAAACGAACUAUCGGAAUUCGAAAAGCUCCUAAAAUCUAUCCAUUAUACUGAAUAUAUGAAGAGACUGAAGCGGAAAUAUGAUGAGUUCGUAAGAAAGCAUCGACCGGCUUUUUCAAAUAAGAGGUUGUUUCCAAUAAUCGGGGACGGAACUGACUAUUGGUAUUUAUCAUUGGCAGAAAUGUACGAACUAACUACUGAGACGCCUCCCAAACCGGAUAAUAGACAUAAGGCAACACACCAUGGGCGGAUACAUAAGCAACCUUUUCUUUGGAAAAAAGUAGGAUCAGCAGAUGUUUGCAAAAGUAGAGGUCCAUUUACGCCACCUAGGACUAUACGAAUGUCUGAAUCGCCACCCGCUCCAACUCCAACCCCAAUAUAUAGUGAGAAACAAGAGCAUUCAAAAGAUCCUAGAUUUCAUCUCUAUUUAAAACAUUAUAAACCAGAACCAGCCUUAUUUGAUUAUGUCAACUUUCAUAUUAAUGUAUUGCUACGAAGGAAGAUAUCUGUACAGAAUAUCGAUGGCAAUGAAUAA
Arctia plantaginis is the source of this 1080-nucleotide messenger RNA. The record is from the annotation of a GenBank genome assembly. Lineage: Eukaryota; Metazoa; Arthropoda; Insecta; Lepidoptera; Erebidae.